Messenger RNA from Paramecium sonneborni, 1436 nucleotides. NCBI's taxonomy places the organism in Eukaryota, Ciliophora, Oligohymenophorea, Peniculida, Parameciidae. The record is from the annotation of a GenBank genome assembly.
AUGCAACAAGACUAGGUAUUUAGAUUUAUUAUAGUAGAUUGAUUGGUAAUAAAACCUAAAUUAGUAAUAAAUCAACCAAUAAGAAUAAGAAAAGCAGUAAAAUGAUACUAAUCUGCUUAAUCAAUAGUAAUAGCUAAUCAGUAAUGAAGUUUCUCAAUUAAACAAAAAUUAGAAAUCAAUUGUUAUUGAAGUAAGCAACCCAAUUGAAAUUAAAAAAUCUAAAUUAAAACAUUAUUUAGUAUACACAAUAAAAGGUAUCGAUGCUUGGGGAGAAUUUUAAACAUAAAGAAGAUAUAAAGAAUUUUAUGCUUUAAGAUUAUCAUUAAUAUAAUUUUGGACAGGAUUUUACAUUCCAUCACUUCCUGAUAAAAUAGUAAAUCCAAAUAAGGAUCAAUAAAAUGAGAGGCUUAGAUUAUUAAACCAUUUUGUUUAAAGAAUUUCUUAGUUAGAAUAUUUGUAUUAUUCUGUUUAAUUUGCUAAAAUAUUUUUAAGAUCGAAUGAAAAAAAAAUAUGUAAAGUAUAAAGUUAAGUGAUUUAAAAUUUAGAUUUUAAAAGGUUUAACACCACCUAGUUUGCUCUAUUAAAUUUAAACUAGUAAACAAGUAUUUAAAAUAACUUAGGAGUAAUAUAAUCAACAAAUGUUAAAUAAUUAAUUACAAAAUAUAUAGAUGUUUCUAUAAAGUUCUAGAAUUAUUUUGAAUAAAUUAUCUGAUUAGACUCAGUCAAUAAUUAAUAACAAUAAAAAACUAAAAAAAUAAAUUUAAACUCAGCUUGAAUAAUCAGAAAAACUCAUUUUACAAGAUAAAUAAGAAAAUGAAGAAGAAAGAAAUACACUAUAUGAAAUAGAUUUAUAAAUAAAAUCAAAUCUAAAUAAUUUUGUACUUAAAUUUUAUUAUUUAGAUAAUAAAUAGAGAUAUGUUUUUAGAAUAAAUUCAUGAUUUAAUAAAAAUUGAAUAAAAUGAUAUAGAGGCUUAUUUGGAAGGAAUAUAUUUAAGAGAGAAAAUAGUAUCAUAACAAAACAUUGAAAAAAUAAAGUUAAAAUAUUGGCAAUUUGAAAAAAAGGAAAAUGACUAUCUAUAUUUAAAUGAUCCUAUCAGAAGGAAAUAUAAUUAUGAGUCAAAUAAUAAUGAAAUAGAAAAUCAUAUAAAGUAGGUAUUUUAUUAUUUUUAUCAAUAAAAUAGUGCAAAAAAGAGAUCAAUGUCUUUAAUCAUUUUAAUCUAUUUAUGAUAUCUUUAACUGUUACUUAUGUAUUUGAGUAAUUUAAAAAAGAUAAAAAUUAAUUUUAUUAGAGAAUAAUAAAAUAAAUAGCUAAAUUAUAAUUAGAGAAUUUAUCCUUUAUGCAAUAAUUGUGGGGUAAAAUAGGUAAUCUUGCAUAAAUAUAAAGAUAAAAAAAUGAAGAAUUAGAUAUAUCUAUAUAUUAAAAGUUUAAUAUUUGA